Molecule: messenger RNA, 1392 nt
Organism: Bacillus rossius redtenbacheri
Lineage: Eukaryota; Metazoa; Arthropoda; Insecta; Phasmatodea; Bacillidae
Gene: SoxN
Product: transcription factor Sox-2
Exons: 2
Coding region: 1-1392 (463 amino acids)
Biological process (GO): regulation of DNA-templated transcription; anatomical structure morphogenesis; cell differentiation
Molecular function (GO): RNA polymerase II cis-regulatory region sequence-specific DNA binding; DNA-binding transcription factor activity, RNA polymerase II-specific
Source: RefSeq, a predicted model, not a curated record
AUGCUGACCAUGGAGUCGGACCUGAAGGCGGCGAGCCUUCACGCGAACAUGCCGCCCCACGCGGGGCUGGCGCACGUGCCGCCGCCGUCGCACCACUCGUACGGCGCGCUGGGCUCUCUGCACGGCAUGGGCGGCGUCAUGGCGCUGGGACAGCCGCCGCCGCAGCAGCAGCAACAGCAGCAGCAGCAGCAGCAGCAGCAACAACACCAGCUGCAGCAACACGCGAUACAUGCGCACCACCACCAGAUGAGCAACGGCCCGCCCCAGCAGCAACAACAGCAACAGUUGCACCAGCACCACGCCCAGCAGCAGCACAACAACAACACGACGGGCGGCGCCGGCGGCGGCGGGGGCGGAGGGAAGAACCAGAACGCCGACCGCGUCAAGCGGCCGAUGAACGCGUUCAUGGUGUGGUCGCGUGGCCAGCGCCGCAAGAUGGCGCAGGAGAACCCCAAGAUGCACAACUCGGAGAUCUCCAAGAGGCUGGGCGCCGAGUGGAAGCUGCUCAGCGAGACGGAGAAGCGGCCCUUCAUCGACGAGGCCAAGCGGCUGCGCGCGGUGCACAUGAAGGAGCACCCGGACUACAAGUACCGGCCGCGCCGCAAGACGAAGACCCUGCUGAAGAAGGACAAGUACCCCCUGGGGGCGGGCGGGGGCGGCCCCGGCGGCGGGCCGGGGGGCGCGCUGCUCCAAGGGGCGGACGCCGCCUCGCGCAACGCCGCCGCCGCGGCCGCCGCCGCAGCCGUGCAGCAGGCGGUGGGGCGCGACAUGUACCAGAUGCCCAACGGCUACAUGCCCAACGGCUACAUGAUGCACCACCACGACCCCUCGGCCUACCAGCAGCACCACUACGCCGGCCAGGCCGUGUACCCGCGCUACGACAUGCAGAUGCACCACGGGUCGUACAUGAACGGGUCGUCCGCGUACGGGAUGUACGGCGGCGGGGGAGGCGGCGGUGGUGGCGGGGGCGGGUCGCCCUACGGCGGCAUGCAGCAGCAGCAGCAGCAGCAGCAACAGCAGCCGCCCGCGUCGCAGAUGUCGCACAGCCCUAGCGGCAGCAGCAUCAAGUCGGAGCCCGUCUCCCCGUCGUCGGGAGGCGGCAUGCAGACGCCCACGCCCGCCUCGUCGCGGGAGUACGUGCAGGGGGGCGGCUCGCAGGGCGACCUCUGCCAGAUGAUCUCCAUGUACCUGCCCACCGACCCGUCGGCGGCGGUCGACAGGCACCAGCAGCACCACCAGCACCAGCAGCAGCACCAGCAGCACCAGCAGCACGCGGCGGCGGCAGCGGCGGCGGCCCGCCUCCACCACAUGCAGUACCAGCAGCACUCCGGCUCGCCGGACCCUCUGGGGGGCGGCGCCGUCGUCUCCAUGCCCCUAACGCACAACAUGUAA